AUGAUCUAUUCCCCAGAGAAUGAUGCAGCAGGCGAUGCUCAUCAAGAAAUUUUGAAUGCAGAGCGGAAGAGGACUCGACAACUUGAGGCUGACAUGGACGCCUUGAGAUGCACGCAUGUGGCUGAAAUGGAUGCAGCUCAAUCCGCCAACCAGAAGUUGACAUCUGAGUUCAACACGCUCAAAGAGUUGUGCGAGGAACAGCAGAAGCAGCUUGCUCAAUUGGCUGAGAAGCUAAAUGCCCUUGCGAACAGCUCUGAAGCAACCUCGCCUGGUAAGGAGACCGAGCAGCCAUCUCCUCCUGAAACCUUGCCAUCACCUCCCAACCCUCCCAUGGAACAUGCUGCUAGAGCCUACUUGGAAUCCAAACUGGCCAGCUCGGCUUCCCCUGAUGUCAUUCCUUCGCCCUCAUGCCCUGGUGGUGCAGACAUGGCACCUGCAGACAUGGCACCGCCUCCGCCAGCCAAGAUAGAGGCAAUGUAUCGGCUCCGGCAAAUGUCAAAGCAGUGGAGGAAGAAAAUCGCUGGGGCGAUCGCGUACUGUGAAAAGCGGAAAUUGUACAAGAAAUGUCUUUAUGAAGGUUGCAGGAAGUACUUGGUGUUGAUGGAGGAUCGUGUGGAGGUUGGUGAUGAGAAAAUCCGUGAGCUUGAGGAGCUCGCAGAGGCUGCAGGAUUCCUGUCCGAGUCCUAUGACAUGGGAAUCGGUGACGCAGUUGAUGUAUCGGAUGAUGAGAGCGAGUCCAAAGACCUCAAGAAGAAACCCACCUCUGGCCUGCCUCCAAUCGAGGGUGACGAGACCUAUGCUCAGUUCACUAACAAGUACAAGAAGGCUAUGCUAAACAGACGCCAGGUCUACAAGGAUGUCAGUGAACGCUUAUCGUCCGAGGGGUGCACCACACACGAGUUUCUUGAUUGCGCCAGGGGGUCACACCGCCAUUGCUUCUUGUGGGCAUCUAUGCCUCACAAGCUCUACAGUGCUGCUCACAAGGGCUUUGAGUUGGGCAAUGCUGUGAUUGACUCGUUGAUGGCAGAAUUUGCUAUCCAAGCUCGAGGUGUCCCUCAGAGAUUGACAAAGGCUUACUCAGUGUGCGCUUGCUUUUGCAAACAAGUUCUGAAGGAGAGCCCUCAUCUCAAGAUUUUUACCAAAGAAAAUCUGCACUGGAGUAGUUUGGCAUCAAUGCCAGACUCCACGAUGAAAGCAUCUGACGUGGCGAUGUUCCUCAAAUGGCUUUGUGACUACAUGUCUGGACCCAUCGAAUUCGAUGAUGUUCUUGAACUUGCAUUCAAGGCAGUUUGCAGCAUGGAUGAUUUCAUGCGCCUUGUUUACACUGCUGACCGCAUUUGGUUGACGAGGGCAGAAGCUACACAGGACUGGUCCUUAGAGUUCAUCUCGAAGAAAUAUGCCCCUGAGGUGGCCAAGAUUCGGGAGCUCUGCAAGGAGCUCCCAGAGGACUACGAUGAUAUCAAGUUAAUGCGCUAUGCGAUGCAACAUCCCGGCAAGCCGGAAGACGCUGCGGCCAAUGUGAAAGAAGUCUUGGCAUGGCGACAAGGCGAAGGCGCCCAGUUGUGUGAGGCAGCGGCCAAGGCCAUCGAGAAGGCGCAGGAAGGUGGAGGAUGGGACAAUGCGCCAGUGCUAGCAGCCGCGCCAUAUGCGGACAAGAUCUCCAAGUACAUUACACCCUCGCAGAUGGUGGUGGUGAGCACCAAGGUCGGUGACUUGGUCACCUGCAUCCGGGCCUCCACCAUCGACAGUGAAGCCUUGAUGAAGGAAGUCUCCGAGGAGGAGAUGACCGAGUUUUUCAUUUAUGCGCGGGAGGUGAACUCUGCGAUCGCGGAGCUGCGCACGCGCGCCGGGCACGUCUGCAGGCUGAUCUCCGCCAACGACCUCACCGGCGUUUCCAAGUUCCCGGCCCCGGACUUGGCGUGGACGGAACUGGGGAGCUGGGUUGGAUGGAUGUGGUUCCGGUGGCAGUGGUUCAAACAGAGCACCCCCAACGGAGGCAGUGGUCGUUGA
Molecule: messenger RNA, 2010 nt
Organism: Durusdinium trenchii
Lineage: Eukaryota; Dinophyceae; Suessiales; Symbiodiniaceae
Source: the annotation of a GenBank genome assembly